CAAACGUUUUCUCCUAUACUGCAAGGUUAACGGAUAGUUGUCAGUUCCGCUAACAGAGCGCAGUGCAAUGCUCGCUCGGUGCGUUGCUCGCCGGCUGUGUAGGGCACGCGCUGGCACAGUGAUGCCAAGUCGUCGAUAUUUAGUAGUUUGAAAUCUCUGUAGUGGUGACACAGUGCGCGCAAUUUUUACUAUUAUUUACAAUGGGCAAGAGGAAAAGGUCUUACCGCAAUCUUAAGCGAAAUAAAAGAGCUUUGUCGGUUUCUGCCUACUGGAGAAGACAGAAUACUUCUAACAAUUCUGCAACAGUAUCAACAGCAGAAAGCAACCCAAGUGCACAAGAAACUGAACCGCAUGAAAUUUCAUCACAGAAUGAAAAUGAACAGACAGAAUUGGAUGAUAGUAUGCCACCACUUUUAAUUGAAGUUGAUCAAGGAGGUUCUUCUUGGGAUAAUCUGAAAGGAAACCGGCUCUUCAAUCCUGCAUACGUAAUUCCCAAAAUUCUUAGCCUUCAGAGCAGCCACAAGAAGCAGUGCACUUUGGGUACAAUCCAAUUCAAAAAAGAAAUCAGAAAUGGCUUACAUUGUAAGUGGUUCAUGGAAUGUGAUGGCUGCAAUCGACAAUAUGAGAUACAGAAUGAAGAAUGUGAUAGCAGUGUAAUGAAUAGUACGGGGGCAUGGGCUGCUGUGUCAUCUGGCAUCGGAUUCACACAAUUAGAAAACAUUCUGAGCAUUUUAAAUGUUCCUUCAAUGUCAAAGAACACUUACAUAAAGAAAGAAGUAGAACUAGAUAAGGUUUGGAGCGAGAACUUGGACCGAACCAUAUCAGAUGCAGGGAAAGAAGAAAGAGCUCUGGCUAUUCAAGAAGGAGAUGUAGACGAAGAUGGCAUUCCAUUUACUACAGUCAUUGUGGACGGUGGAUGGGCCAAGCGUUCUUACGGGCAUAAAUACAACUCUCUUUCAGGAGUGGUAAGUUACUUACGGGUCUAACAAUAUCAAUUUCAAUAAUGUCGCAGUUGUUAAGAAGUAAAGGGCUGAGGUACUGUUACGAAAUACAUAUUUCUUUGGCUAAGUUAGGCCCCGCUAGUUUGGAUUUUUCCUAUAUUUUAAUUAUAUUUAAUGAAAUAUAUAUGAAUUUCAAGGCAUAAAUAAUAUCUCCCAGACCUAUAACUUGUAAUAACAUAUAUUUAAAAAAAGGUCUUAUUAUGUAAGCACUGAAAGGAAAUAAUUAUUAUUUCACUCAUUAUUACAACGAACAUGAUAAUCACAUCAGUUCAAAAGUGUUGACUUCAACAAGUGGGCAAAGCUAAGUCCUAUGUUAUGUUGACUCGAAACAUUUAUCACGGAAGAUUUGUUACAAGCAGUAUCAAAAUAUUUGAAAUUGCAAGAUGCGAGGUUGUCAGACCAUAUACGUCCCAUAUGAAUUCGAUCUCCUAAUUUUCCUGUAUGGUUAAUCCACAUUUUCUGCAAGUGAGAUAUUUGGAUGACGUUUCCAUACGUAUAUGGAUAUACUCCUAUGUAUGCCACCUAUGUAUUUUGAUUUAGUCGAUUCAUUAACAAUGUGUCUGCCAUUUGGUUGGUGAUUCUCGGAUCUUAGGUUCAGUCCAAUGCUAUUUUAUUAAUGUCUGUACUAAGAAAUGUUCAUGAUAUUAAACCAUCUAAAAAUGUUUACUACAUACGGAAAUUAUUGUGCAAAACUGGAAUAUAAAUAAUCCCAUUCCUCUAAUGCAAGAAUGUAAAUGUUAGGAUGUUUGAAUGUUUUUUUUUACUCACGAAUUUCUUCACUAUUGUAAUAAAAUUCGUAAUAGAUGUAACUCUUACAUUAGAAAAAAACAUUAAGUUCUUUUCAACCUGAAUAAAUUGAGUUCUUUAAUACAUAGGCAUUAAAAUAUAUACUACUAGUAUUACAUAAAAAAAUUUACUUUAAAUAGAUUUGACUUCAACAUAAAUAAACUAAUUCUUAACUUCUCUUUCCAGGCAGUGAU
Molecule: messenger RNA, 1981 nt
Organism: Bacillus rossius redtenbacheri
Lineage: Eukaryota; Metazoa; Arthropoda; Insecta; Phasmatodea; Bacillidae
Exons: 3
Coding region: 201-986 (261 amino acids)
Source: RefSeq, a predicted model, not a curated record